AUGGACAAGGCUCGGCUCGCUUUUUACGCUGAUCUCGACGUUCAGAUCGAGAAGCUACGCAACUGCGAGCCGCUCACGGAGGAACAGGUCAAGGUGCUCUGCGACAAGGCCCGGGAGAUUCUCAUCGAGGAGAGCAAUGUCCAGCCAGUCAAGUGCCCCGUCACCGUCUGCGGGGACAUCCACGGCCAGUUCCACGACAUGAUUGAGCUCUUCAGGAUAGGCGGGAACUCGCCCGACACGAACUACCUGUUCAUGGGCGACUACGUGGACCGAGGGUACCACUCCGUAGAGACGGUCACGCUCCUAGUCGCGCUCAAGGUCCGGUUCCGGGACCGCAUCACCAUCCUGCGCGGCAACCACGAGUCCCGCCAGAUCACCCAAGUGUACGGCUUCUACGACGAGUGUCUGCGCAAGUACGGCAACGCGAACGUGUGGAAGUACUUCACGGACCUGUUCGACUACCUCCCGCUCACGGCGCUGGUGGAGAACGACAUCUUCUCGCUGCACGGCGGGCUCUCGCCGACGCUCGACACGCUCGACCACAUCCGCGACCUGGACCGCGUGCAGGAGGUGCCGCACGAGGGCCCGAUGUGCGACCUCCUCUGGAGCGACCCCGACGACCGCAUGGGCUGGGGCAUCUCGCCGCGCGGCGCCGGGUACACGUUUGGGCAGGACAUCAGCGAGCAGUUCAACCACACCAACGGGCUGAGCCUCAUCGCGCGCGCGCACCAGCUGGUCAUGGAGGGAUACAACUGGUGCCACGACCAGCACGUGGUCACCAUCUUCUCCGCGCCCAACUACUGCUACCGCUGCGGCAACACCGCCGCCAUCAUGGAGAUCGACGAACAGAUGGGCAAGACCUUCCUGCAGUUCGACCCCGCCCCGCGACGCGGAGAACCCGAAAUCACCAGGCGGACACCAGAUUACUUCCUCUGA
Molecule: messenger RNA, 936 nt
Organism: Pedinophyceae sp. YPF-701
Lineage: Eukaryota; Viridiplantae; Chlorophyta; Pedinophyceae
Source: the annotation of a GenBank genome assembly